AUGACACAGAGACACCUCAUCUGGAAAAUUAGCUUCCUUUCUCUCAUGGGGCCUGGAAUUUUGGGAAAUUUUCUUAUGCUUUUGAAACAUGUACGUAUAUUAGUCAUGAGUCGUGAGAAAAAUUCCAUAGAUCUUAUCCUCAUUCAUUUAGUUAUUUCAAAUAAUGUCAUUAUUUUUACCAGAUGGAUCAGUGACAUAAUCACGGUCACUUAUGUCAGUAACUUCCUACUAAGUGACAUUGUUUGCAAAGUCAUGAUUUACCUGAGUAGGGUGGCUCGAAGUCUCUCCAUCUGCACCACCUGCCUCCUCAGUGUAGUCCAGGCCAUCACCAUCAGUCCCAGGAACACCUUGUGGAGAAAGUUCAAACCACACACUGCAUGGCAAGUUCUCCCCUACCUCCUCUUCUUCUGGAUCUUUAGCUUUCUCAUAAGCUCUAACUUGCUGCACUACAUCACAGCAGUCAACAACAGCACAAAUGAGCCUCAAGUUAGAACAUACAUUGGGUAUUGCCACAUGCUGCCGGCUCCACAAAUGGUCAGAUGGCUCUUCCUCUGCCUCAUGGCUCUCCGGGACCUCACCUUUCAGAGUCUCAUGUACUGGAGCAGUCUGUACAUGGCUCUCUAUCUGUACAAACAUCACAAACGUGUCGUCUACCUCCAGAGCUCCAGGUGUACCAAAUAUCCCAGCCCAGAGAUCAGAGCCACUCAGAGUACUCUCAUUCUCAUGACAUGUUUCCUGUUGUCUUAUUGGGCAGAUUUCAUUUUUUCAUUCUACACAGGGAUCACAUGGUCUCAGCAAUCAACAACAUUAGGUAUCAAACUAUUUCUUGAACUGGGUUAUGCCAGUCUCAGCCCCUUUGUUCUGAUCAGCAGGGAUAUUCACAUCGCUUCCUGCUGUAGUGCUCACUGA
This is a messenger RNA of Ochotona curzoniae (black-lipped pika), 909 nucleotides long. Its product is annotated as putative vomeronasal receptor-like protein 4. The record is from RefSeq and is a predicted model, not a curated record. Gene Ontology annotation, molecular function: pheromone receptor activity. Bases 1 to 909 code for a protein of 302 amino acids. The transcript has a single exon. Gene Ontology annotation, cellular component: membrane. NCBI's taxonomy places the organism in Eukaryota, Metazoa, Chordata, Mammalia, Lagomorpha, Ochotonidae. Gene Ontology annotation, biological process: G protein-coupled receptor signaling pathway.